Myxocyprinus asiaticus (Chinese sucker) is the source of this 1667-nucleotide messenger RNA. Its product is annotated as H-2 class II histocompatibility antigen, E-S beta chain-like. Bases 65 to 841 code for a protein of 258 amino acids. Lineage: Eukaryota; Metazoa; Chordata; Actinopteri; Cypriniformes; Catostomidae. Gene Ontology annotation, cellular component: membrane; MHC class II protein complex. Gene Ontology annotation, molecular function: MHC class II protein complex binding. The record is from RefSeq and is a predicted model, not a curated record. The transcript has 5 exons. Gene Ontology annotation, biological process: antigen processing and presentation of exogenous peptide antigen via MHC class II; immunoglobulin production involved in immunoglobulin-mediated immune response; positive regulation of T cell activation.
CGUUCAUCUCAUUAAGUAAGUGUUAUCAGCGUCUACUUCAGUUGAGAGUUCAGAGUGAGAGAAGAUGUUAAAGUCAAAUCUCUUGUGUUUUCUUCUUAUAUUGAUGCUCUCUGUUUUUACUGGAGGAGCGGAUGCGUAUUUCGGAGGUUCGUUGGACAGAUGCAUCUACAGCACCCGUGAUUACAGUGACAUGGUGUACAUUGAUGCCUAUUUCUUCAAUAAAAUAAUUGACGUACAGUUCAACAGCACUGUGGGGAAGUUUGUGGGGUAUACUGAUCGUGGAGUGAGAACUGCAGAGAACUGGAAUAAUAAUCCCGACAUCCUGCAGCAAGAGAGAGCUGAGGUGGACAGAUACUGCAAAUAUAAUGCUCAAAUCGAUGACUCAUGUGUCCGGGAUGUAAUUAAUACAUCUCUUGUUUCAGUGAAACCGACUGUUAAGAUCACUUCAGUAAAGCAGCCUCAUGGCGGACAUCAAGCCAUGUUGAUGUGCAGCGCGUUCCGCUUCUACCCACAAAGAAUCACAGUGUCCUGGCUGAAAGACGGUAAACCUGUGACCUCUGAUGUGACCUCCACUGAGGAGUUGGCUAAUGGGGACUGGUACUAUCAGAUCCACUCGCACCUGGAAUACACCCCUAAAUCUGGAGAGAAGAUUUCCUGUAUGGUGGAUCACGCCAGCUUCAAUAAACCCAUGAUUGUUGACUGGGAUCCUUCUCUCCCCGAGUCUGAGAGAAAUAAGAUUGUUAUCGGGGCCUCUGGACUGGUGCUGGGAAUCGUCAUAGCAGCUGCUGGACUCAUUUACUACAAGAAGAAAUCAAAAGGGAGGAUCCUGGUACCACAUUAAUGAUGCUAGGUUUAAUGAAACAUUUGAAAACUGGAACAGUAAAAUGUUUCUCAUCUAUCUGUAACACAUAUUACAUGUGCUCUUUGUUUUUAAGAAUCCUGUUUAACAAUCAUAAAUAAUGAAUUACUGAAUUCUCAAACUCAGCCACAUGAUUAUUAAAUACGCAAAUCGCAGGUCCUGAAACUGUUUAAAUGAGAAUUAAACUUGGAACACUGAUGGAGAAGCAUCUGUCUUUAUGACAACUUUCAUACACAAUCUCUUUAUACUGUGCUUUUAACUGUUUUUACAAUGAAAACAUAAUGGGAAUAGAAAAUACAGCAUCAGUUCUCAUACGUGUGUUUAACUUUAGCAUCUUUUUGUAUUUGGUAGUGAUGAUGUUCUAAAGAAACUUCUAUUGAUGUAAAUGAUGUGUGAGAUACAUAUGAAGAUUAUUGUUUGUACUUUAUUUCCAGGAUUUCCUGAUUAAUUUGUUCAGAAUUAAAAGAGAUUGAUAAUGCUUAGCAUGGUAUCAUCUGAAAAACAUGAAUAUAUUUAUUCUGAAGACAGAUUAAAAGUAAAUGCCUGCAAACACAUAGGCAUUAUGUUUAAUAUAAAAAAUCCUAUUUUUAUAGAUAAUGAUAUGGGUCUGUCAGAUUUAUUUUAAUGUAACUGUAAUGACCCCAACAGGACUCUUUAAUUUUGCAUUUAUUGUCUGAUUUAAUUCUUCUUCCUUAUUAUCCUAGCAAUUACGCUUGCAUAAUGAUUGAUGCUUCAAAACAUCCACAACAACAUUUGUUAUUUCUUAUGUAAAUUUAAGCUUCAAAUAAAUAUUUUUAGGCUUUACAAA